This is a messenger RNA of Neoarius graeffei (lesser salmon catfish), 3683 nucleotides long. Its product is annotated as P2Y purinoceptor 13-like. Gene Ontology annotation, cellular component: membrane. NCBI's taxonomy places the organism in Eukaryota, Metazoa, Chordata, Actinopteri, Siluriformes, Ariidae. Gene Ontology annotation, molecular function: G protein-coupled purinergic nucleotide receptor activity. The transcript has 3 exons. Gene Ontology annotation, biological process: G protein-coupled receptor signaling pathway. The coding region runs from base 199 to 1245 and encodes 348 amino acids. The record is from RefSeq and is a predicted model, not a curated record.
GUGUGUGAGACAUGUUUACGUGUGUAUUUUUCUGCAAGCAUAUGCAGGCCACAAGCACAAAGAAAUAAGCACAGCGUGAAUGGGAGGUCUCAGGCAUUUACUGAAUUUCACAUAGCAGUUUCAUCUGGGGAAGAAAAAAAAAACAGAAGAAUUUUUCACUUCUCCUAAUAAAGCAGCUGUCAAAGCUAGGACGUGAGGAUGAAUGUGACUCAGCAUAACACCUCCAUGCAAUGCAAGCUGGACACGAGGAUCACCUCGGUCCUGUUCCCCUGCUUGUACUCUGCACUCUUCCUGGCUGCCAUCAUCCUCAACUGCUUGGCAGCCUGGAUCUUCUUCCAGAUCCACAGCAGCUCCACAUUUGUGGUGUACCUGAAGAACGUGGUGGUGGCCGACCUUCUCAUGACAUUGACCAUACCUAUAAAGGUACUAACGGACGCGGGCGUAGGCUCAACCACACUGAGGGCCUUCUACUGCCGCUACACGGGUGUGCUCUUCUACACCACCAUGUACAUCAGCAUCCUGCUGCUGGGUCUCAUCAGCCUGGACCGAUACCUGAAAAUAGUGCGGCCCUUUGGAAAGUGCGCCCUGCAGCGGGUUGGGGUGGGUAAGGUGGUGUGUGCAGUGGUCUGGACCAUCAUGGUUGCUUUUGCGCUGCCUAAUGUGAUCCUGACUGACCGUGAGCUUCCUGUGGGUCGCACUGGGAAGCUGAAAUGCAGCAGCAUGAAGAGUGAGCUGGGCCUCCGCUGGCACGAGGGCUUUAACUACUUUUGUCAGGUGGUGUUCUGGGGGACUCUGGGUUUAAUGGCCAUCUGCUACACCUUCAUUAGCAGGAAGGUGUACGAGUCGUACCGCACCUCACGGAGCAGCUCUGGCACCGCCAGCAAACGCACCAAGUCCAAGGUGUUUGUCGUAGUGGGUGUGUUCUUUAUAUGUUUUGCUCCCUUCCACUUGGCCCGAGUGCCCUACACCCUCACUCAAACACGAGGCACGUCGGCACAUUGCUGGGCUCAGAAGCAGCUCUACUUGGCAAAGGAGAUCACACUCUGGCUGUCAGCCACCAACAUUUGCCUGGACCCUCUCAUCUAUGUCUUCUUGUGCCGAGUCUUCCGCAGGAAAUUAACCGCUACUCUCUGUCGCAAGCCUUUACCCGGUGGAGGACUCGAGUCCCCGACAGAGACCUCAACCAAACAGGACAUGUCACACAUGGGUCAUUAUAACAAGGCCAAUGAUUUCCGCUCACAUUAACAUCAUCAUCAUCAUGAAUAUCGACGUCUGGUCACAAUACACUGGAGUUGAGGACAGUGAUUAACAUUACAUCUGAACUUCAAAUCAUCACAGGGUAAUUUUAUAAAAUAAUAUUUUUACUGUAUAUAACUGAAGCUUGAAGAUUGAGACACUUGUGUAGAUCUUAUAGCUGGGUUUGUUUGCUGGCAUGAGCUGAUUUUAUUUAAUCAUUUAUCAAAACACAACAGACCACUUUCACUCAGUUGACAUGUAUUACACAAGAAUACAAUUUUUCAAAGAUUUAGACCCUAGUUUAUCUUCAUUUUUAUGAUGAAACUGUGGUUUAAAGAUUGUUCAUACCUUCCAUCCAGUGCCUUUAAGGUUUUAAUACCAUUAUGGUGUAUGAACUUAACCUAUCUGUGGUAGCCUGGGAAAACCCAUCGGAUGUCUCUGUGGCUGAAUUCUGGCAAAACGAAUGAAAAAAAUGAAAGAAAAACCAAAAUAGUUUUGUUUGUUUUGCAAACUUAUUUUGCCAGCUCAAAUUUAAGAAACCAUAAAUACACUUCAUUGAAAUGAACUAAUAAAAAUGUUUUGAUGUACGUUUUAAAAUUGCUCCCUUUCUCCGAAGAUUAUCUCAACAAACACUGUGGUAAAAACCACAAAGUCUUCCUAUAAAGAUGUGUAAAACCUCACCUAGCUGAGUGUCAUUUCCUUACACAGUCAAUGUCAGAUUUCAGAUACCCUCAAAAUGUCUGCUAGGUUCCUGCACCACAGUCGGACUCAAAUUAUUUCAUCUUUUUUUUUCUCUUUUUCACUUUUUGAAGAGGAACCAGAUGUAUAAAUAUAUAGUAGAUUAUAAAUUAUAAGUGAGGUCUGCUAUAACUUGUGAGAUCUCAUCUCAUCUCAUUAUCUCUAGCCGCUUCAUCCUUCUACAGGGUCGCAGGCAAGCUGGAGCCUAUCCCAGCUGACUAUGGGCGGAAGGCGGGGUACACCCUGGACAAGUCGCCAGGUCAUCACAGGGCUGACACAUAGACACAGACAACCAUUCACACUCACAUUCACACCUACGGUCAAUUUAGAGUCACCAGUUAACCUUACCUGCAUGUCUUUGGACUGUGGGGGAAACUGGAGCACCCGGAGGAAACCCACGCGGACACGGGGAGAACAUGCAAACUCCACACAGAAAGGCCCUCGCCGGCCCCGGGGCUCGAACCCAGGACCUUCUUGCUGUGAGGCGACAGCGCUAACCACUACACCACCGUGCCGCCCCAACUUGUGAGAUACAUGCAAAUAAAGAAACGCAUUUCAAUUCAGGAAACGUCUAUAGAAUAUAGAAAUACACACACCAGCCACUUUAUUAGGAACACCCAUACUGUUUGAUGCAGUUGUCUAAUCAGCCGACCCCUUGACAGCAGCACAGUGCAUCAAAUAAUGCAGACACAAAUCAAGAGCUUCAGUUAAUGUUCACAAUGUUCAAACAUCAGAAUGGGAAAAAUUGUGAUCUCAAAGUGCGACUUUCUUUCACUGUGGCGUGGGUGUUGGUUUGAGCCAGAUGGACUGCUGGUUUGAGUGUUUCAGAAACUGCUGAUCUCCUGGGGUUUUCACACACAACAGUCUCCAGAGUUUACACAGAAUGGUGCGAAAAACAAAAAAAAAAAUUUGACUGAGCGACAGUUCUGUGGGUGGAAACAAACGCCUUGUUGAUAAGAGAGGUCAGAGGAAAAUGGACAGAUAGGUUCGAGCUGCCAGGAAGGAUUCGUAUAGCAACUCAAAUAAUCACUCUUUACAACCGUGAUGAGCAGAAAAGCAUCUCAGCAUGCAACAGCAGACAGAAGACCACACUGGGUUCAACUCCUGUAGCCAAGAAUAGGAAUCUUAGAGUCAAGAACAAGUUCCUAUUAAAGUGGCCAGGGAGUGUAUAUAGUACACUGUUCAAAAAAUAAAACAACAAAUCAUUAUUUACAGUGUAGAAAAUGUCAUAAUUUCAUCAUGUAAAUGGUUUUCCCAGGCCGCCAAACAACAUUUUCACGUUUAUUUUCUAGCAUGCAGUAUUUACAUGUUAUGUGUACUUUAAUCUGCCAAAUUUCUCCGACCUCACAGGACAGAAAUACAUCAGCAAGAUUAGCUAUUGUGCCAGCAAAGUAAUUCAUUCAUCAUCACUGAUCUUACAUACAGACAAAUGAAUACAUUUGAUUGAUUUCUUGUGUUUCUUUGCCUGAUAAUGUGGAAUGAGUUAAUCGAAUGAUGCCAUAGUUAAUAAGUUGAUUAACUUAUGGAGUUGGAAUUUCCCCCUCAAUGUGAUGCCUGUUCAUGAAAAUGGUGACAGUGUCCCUGUUUAAUUACUAUGAGAUGGUUUCAUUCAGGGACAGAAAAGGCUCCAUCUCAUCUCUCAUUAUCUGUAGCCGCUUUAUCCUUUUCUACAGGGUCGCAGGCGAGCUGGAGCCUAUCCCAGCUGACUA